AUGAGUGUUUUUGAUACGGAGCUUUUCAUCCUGAAAAUUGAAAAAGAAGAGUGCUUAUGGAAAACAAACUCCAAAGAGUACAUGGUUGAUCGCUAUGUUAAAGCCAAAGCCUGGAUAAACGUAGCAUCAAGUAUGUUUGAUGAGUGGGAAAGCUUCAACAAGGAAGAACAAGAAUUAAAAGGUAAGUUUAACUUUAAACUUUUUUAUUACAAACUUAAAGUUUAUGAAAAUGUUUUUGCUACAACAUAA
Molecule: messenger RNA, 249 nt
Organism: Macrosiphum euphorbiae (potato aphid)
Lineage: Eukaryota; Metazoa; Arthropoda; Insecta; Hemiptera; Aphididae
Source: the annotation of a GenBank genome assembly